Messenger RNA from Papaver somniferum (opium poppy), 991 nucleotides. Its product is annotated as dirigent protein 22-like. NCBI's taxonomy places the organism in Eukaryota, Viridiplantae, Streptophyta, Magnoliopsida, Ranunculales, Papaveraceae. The record is from RefSeq and is a predicted model, not a curated record. The transcript has a single exon. Bases 227 to 784 code for a protein of 185 amino acids.
UACGUUCACGGUAACUGCGAAUUCAGCAUGCCUCAUGUUUCCAUCGUACUCAGCCAUAUCUGUGCAGCAAAGUUAUUUGGUCAAGAAUCAAACUUGGCAGUCUAAGACUACAUACACUUAAGAGUGCAGCAAACUAUAUAAAGCCAACACUUCAGUUAUUAUAAGCAAUAAAUAUCACAAAAACCAGAAAGAGAAAUCAGUCUAGACUCCAGAAACAGAAACAGAUAUGGGUUUGAGUUCAGUGAGAUAUAUAUCCCUCCUGGUUCUUGUAAUGACAGCAGCUUUAAGGAUGGCUGAAGGCGAAGUCGAUGAGUGGCACGACAGUGUUGGAACAGAAAAGGUAACUCGAUUACAUUUCUAUAUGCAUACAUCAUCAACUAGCAAAGAUCCAAGUGUCGUAACAAUGGCUGAAGCACCAACAACAAAAAACUCACCUUCCUCUUUCGGUUUACUGGGAAUGACGGAUAACAUUUUAACAGAAGGACCGGAACCCACAUCUAAGUACUUGGGUCGUGCUCAGGGACUGUUAGCUGCGUCUUCUCGGGAGGAAUGGACUUUGGUAAUGGCUACUGGUUUUGUGUUCAAAGAAGGGAGUUUCAGUGGAAGUAGUCUUAGUGUUCUUGGUAGAAACACAUUUAUGGAUUCAAUUCGUGAGCUGCCUGUUGUUGGGGGAACCGGUUGGUUUCGAUUCGCUCGUGGGUUUGCUGCUGUGAAAACUUACUGGCAAAACACGACUACCCAUGAGUUGAUAGAAGAAUACCAUGUUACAGUCAUGCACUAUUAAGUACAUAAAUGGACAUCCCCGGCCAAGUUUUAAUUGUGUCAGUUAUGUACUAAUUGUAUUUUGCUUCUUUUCCUGGCCGGUCAGAUUGUAUAUGUUCUGAUCUAGUGUUUUUCUUUUUAAAUUUACGUCAAUGAGUGAGUAAUCCAGAUUUUGUGCAUUUCUUUUGUAUCCAGGAUCAAAAUUUGAAUAAAAAGGAUUGUUGCGUCA